Messenger RNA from Plasmopara halstedii, 162 nucleotides. RefSeq lists its product as uncharacterized. NCBI's taxonomy places the organism in Eukaryota, Oomycota, Peronosporomycetes, Peronosporales, Peronosporaceae. The transcript is spliced from 2 exons. The coding region runs from base 1 to 162 and encodes 53 amino acids. The record is from RefSeq and is a predicted model, not a curated record.
AUGAAAUACGCUAUUGGUAUUGAAGACGCAGAGACAAAAAUACAAACAUCAUUCAUAGGGAAAACUGAUCUGUUCAAACCAAAUUCGGAUGACCGUCUUGAAAUGUAUGCUAAGGGAACACUCGCCAAAAUGGAAAGCUUGGUGCUGGAGAACAAAGUGUAG